Cucurbitaria berberidis CBS 394.84 is the source of this 1188-nucleotide messenger RNA. RefSeq lists its product as uncharacterized. Bases 1 to 1188 code for a protein of 395 amino acids. Lineage: Eukaryota; Fungi; Ascomycota; Dothideomycetes; Pleosporales; Cucurbitariaceae. The record is from RefSeq and is a predicted model, not a curated record. The transcript has a single exon.
AUGGAGCCGACCAAAGUCACCUCUGGGCCAGCAAUAAAGUGCCAUUUGUUACUCGACCUACCGGACGACAUACUCAUCGUGAUCUGCUCGCAAUGUCGCAUCGACGAGCUUCUAGAUCUUCGCCUGACCAACUCGAGGAUACGAAACAUCAUAUCAGAAUACAUGUUGACAAUCGCACCCUCUGUAGCCCGCGUAACCUUUCCAUACAGCGACCGCCUCCUAAAACCAUUCGCGGACCGCACACGAUACACGUUCGAAUGGCUGAAAGGAUUGAUACCGCAGCAGCUGGCAGCAAUACUAGUCGAUAGACACCGUAUUGUCUCUACUGGUUCACUGUCGCAUUACGGUAUACCAGCCGAAGACCCUUUUGGCGACGAGCUACGCGCCCGAGUCGCUAAUGGCUGGCACGUCUUGCGUAGCUUGUCAAACAUCUCCCGCGAGGUGCACAGGAGAUAUGAGGUCGUCCUCUACACGGACUGCGAGCUAGACACCCUGAUACAGAAGGAGCAAAUUAUCCUUGACAAACGCCUGCAAUACAUGAAAACUCUGCCAGAUCAGCUUGCCAACGACUACAAGCUCAUGUUCAGGCUUUUGUGGACAUGCUUCGGCACCGAUUUAUCAGAUACGGGAGAAGACGAGCCAUGGAUCUCUGAUAGGGGCGACGCACUCUCAAAUCUGGGAAUAGAAGACUUGCUAUUGAUGAGGGAUGAGAACGUCGGUGGACGGUGGAUGAGCCGCAGGGGUAGCUUAUUGUUGACAUGGUUCGUGCUAGCUGAGGGACCGGAGAUGUUCUGGAGACAAUGGUGGAGCCUGCCUUCAGGGUCGUCACAGAAUCACAUCCGCGACCUCGCCCGCUCGACCUUCCGCGAACUUCCUCCAACGCUAAUGAACCGCCAUCGUUGUUUCGCGCAAAGCUUUAAGGCAGCCAAUCCCAUACGUGGCCUUGUUUCGACGUCUCCAAUUCCAUAUUUUGCCGAGUAUACACUGCAGAGAGAAAACGAUGACAGCCCCUCCCUAGUGAAGGAUAUUAUGACACAUGUUCCUUUCCGUGUAAAUUUCAAAGUUCAACCCAUGAAGCCUUUGGUGGUAGAGAUCGGGUACCAGUUCGCUGAGUUCCAUAAUCUGUGGUUACGGAUGGUGAUCAUGACGCUGGCUUCGUUUGGCUCAGCACGCCUGUGCCCCACCUGA